This is a messenger RNA of Dimorphilus gyrociliatus, 1282 nucleotides long. Lineage: Eukaryota; Metazoa; Annelida; Polychaeta; Dinophilidae. The record is from the annotation of a GenBank genome assembly.
AAUAGAUGUCACUAGCAGUCAGAAUAGAAAUAGGGCAAGAAGCUUGCCAGUAAAAUAAAGAUAUCUGUAAAAUUUUGAAUGUAAACUUCGCAACUUUAAGUGCAAUCAAUGUUAAUUUUGUCAUAAAUAACAAUAACAUUAGAACCAUCUUGAAAAGGUUUGUCGAUUUGCCACCAUUUUGCUAUUAUAAGACUACUUACUCAGCUAGAAUAAAAAAUAAAUGCUAAAGAAUAUACAAUAAAAAAAUGGCAAAGAAAAAAUUUGCAGUAUCGGCAGAAGGUCGCGAAGGAGCUCUUGCUCACGAAGAAGUCAAAUUGGUUAAAAAGAGAUUAAAGAAAUUAUGUUGUUGCGGAGGAGGAUGGAUUGUUGCUACAGUACUUCUGCUGCUGGUUGGUAUACUACUACUGGUAUACUUCACUAAAUAUUGGAAUGAUGAGACAACUAAGAAAAGAAUUUUUGCUUAUUUGGGUUUAGCGUUAUUACUUGCCGGAAUAGUAACGGGAGUGGUCAGUGGUAUUCUUUGUGGUCUUGUUUAUCAUGUUCUGAAAUAUAGCGAUAGAAAAUGGACUGCUAAGACAGAGGGGAAUAAAAAUCGUAAGAAGUACAAAUUUGGUGAAGCUCCUUAUCCUCAACAGCCUACAGAGGAUACUAGGGAGGAGACGAAGUUUGUUGGUCAAGUUCAACCAGAGGAUGUAAAAAUAGAAAGUUGAAGGUCGUUGUGAGGCUUAUUGAAAGUAAAUUCUCUAGCCCCUUUGCAGCAUUGAAGAAGUUUUAAAUGUUUACAAAUCGCUUUAUAUCAAUGAAAUGUAUCUCUUUUUUCUUCGAUUGCUUGCAAAGCCGAUUAAAUCAUCCUUUCGCUACUUAAUUAGAAGUUUUUCAUUUAUUUGCUCUAAAUAUCUAUCUACAUGUGCCGCUUAAUUCGUGUCCUCUUUCUCGGAAAUGAAAUAGAAAGCUUUUCAAUUACCUCACAAAGUCCACAACUACUCCUACUUUUAACUCGUUUCUAUUUACUAUGAAACUAUAAACGCUAUUCCACUAUCUCAUCGUUCAAGUUUUCAUUUAAAUUACUUAUAACAGUGUAUUUCUUUUCUUUAUAUUUGUUGUGAUCUUUUUUCAAACUAAUACUACUAAAACAAAAAACAAAGAGAAAAUUUCGGGCUAUUUUCUAUUAUUUCUGGAAUCUAAACAACAAUAUCUAUAAAAGGAUAUUCUUUUUAUACCUUUUUAUUUGCGUUUUAUUUGCUUUUUUAGUUGUUUUAUACAGAUAUUUACUAAUGCAGAC